Messenger RNA from Lodderomyces margitis, 2361 nucleotides. RefSeq names its product aconitate hydratase (gene ACO1). Gene Ontology annotation, biological process: tricarboxylic acid cycle. Gene Ontology annotation, molecular function: 4 iron, 4 sulfur cluster binding; aconitate hydratase activity. The transcript has a single exon. Gene Ontology annotation, cellular component: mitochondrion; cytosol. NCBI's taxonomy places the organism in Eukaryota, Fungi, Ascomycota, Pichiomycetes, Serinales, Debaryomycetaceae. The coding region runs from base 1 to 2361 and encodes 786 amino acids. The record is from RefSeq and is a predicted model, not a curated record.
AUGUUGUCUGCUUCAAGAACAGCUAUUAGAUCAAACCCACGUUCGGUCACCAUUCGUGGUUUAGCUUCUGCUAUCAACAGAGACUCCAAAGUCCACCAAAACUUGUUGGAAGACCACUCUUUUAUCAAUUACAAACAAAACUUGGAAAAUGUUGAAAUUGUCAAGGCCAGAUUAAACAGACCAUUGACUUAUGCUGAAAAGGUUUUGUACGGUCACUUGGAUGACCCUCAUGGACAAGAUAUCGAAAGAGGUAAAUCGUAUUUGAAAUUGAGACCAGACAGAGUUGCUUGUCAAGAUGCUACCGCUCAAAUGGCUAUUUUGCAAUUUAUGUCUGCUAACUUGCCACAAGUUGCUACUCCAUCAACCGUCCACUGUGAUCACUUGAUUCAAGCUCAAGUUGGUGGUACCAAGGAUUUGGCCAGAGCCAUUGACUUGAACAAGGAAGUUUACGAUUUCUUGGCUUCUGCUUGUGCUAAAUACAACUUGGGUUUCUGGAAACCAGGUUCAGGUAUUAUCCAUCAAAUUGUUUUGGAAAACUAUGCUUUCCCAGGUGCUUUGUUGAUUGGUACCGAUUCACACACUCCAAACGCUGGUGGUUUGGGUCAAUUGGCUAUUGGUGUUGGUGGUGCUGAUGCCGUCGAUGUCAUGUCUGGUCUUGCUUGGGAAUUGAAGGCACCAAAGAUUAUUGGUGUUAAAUUGACCGGUAAGAUGAGUGGUUGGACCUCACCAAAGGAUAUCAUUUUGAAAUUGGCUGGUAUUACUACUGUCAAGGGUGGUACUGGUGCUAUUGUCGAAUAUUUCGGUUCAGGUGUUGAAACCUUCUCAUGUACCGGUAUGGGUACCAUCUGUAAUAUGGGUGCUGAAAUUGGUGCUACUACCUCCGUUUUCCCAUACAACAAAUCUAUGGAUGACUACUUGGAAGCCACUGGUAGAUCUGACAUUGCUCAAUUUGCUCAUCAAUACAAGAAUGAUUUCCUUAAAGCUGAUGAAGGUUGUGAAUACGACCAAGUUAUUGAAAUCGACUUGAACACUUUGGAACCACACGUCAACGGCCCAUUCACUCCAGAUUUGGCCACCCCAAUCUCCAAGAUGAGAGAAACCGCUAUUGCCAACGACUGGCCAUUGGAUGUCAAGGUUGGUUUGAUUGGUUCAUGUACCAACUCUUCAUACGAAGAUAUGAGUAGAGCUGCUUCCAUCAUCAAGGAUGCUGAAGCUCACGGUUUGAAGGCCAAGACUUUGUACACUGUUUCCCCAGGUUCAGAGCAAGUUAGAGCUACCAUUGCCAGAGAUGGUCAAUUGAAGACUUUCGAAGACUUCGGAGGUGUUGUCUUGGCUAACGCUUGUGGUCCAUGUAUUGGUCAAUGGGAUAGACAAGAUGUCAAGAAGGGUGAAAAGAACACCAUUGUGUCAUCAUUCAACAGAAACUUCACUUCAAGAAACGAUGGUAACCCAGCCACUCACGCUUUCGUUGCUUCUCCAGAAAUGGCUACUGCUUACGCCAUCACUGGUGACUUAGGUUUCAACCCAAUCACUGAUUACUUGGUUGAUUCUGAAGGUAAAGAAUUCAAAUUGAAAGAACCAUCUGGUCUUGGUUUGCCACCAAAGGGUUACGACAAGGGUGAAAACACCUACCAAGCUCCACCACAAGACAGAGCUUCAAUUGAAGUUGUCAUUUCUCCAACCUCUGACAGAUUGCAAAAAUUGACACCAUUCAAGCCAUGGGACGGUAAGGAUGCUGAAAGAUUGCCAAUUUUGAUCAAGGCUGUUGGUAAGACCACCACUGAUCAUAUUUCAAUGGCUGGUCCAUGGUUGAAAUACCGUGGUCACUUGGAAAACAUUUCCAACAACUAUAUGAUUGGUGCCACCAACGCUGAAAACGGUAAAGCCAAUGAAAUCAAGAACCACUACACUGGUAAAUGGGACGGUGUUCCACAAACCGCUGCUGCAUUGAGAGACUCUGGCCACAAAUGGGUUGUUAUUGGUGAUGAAAACUUUGGUGAAGGUUCAUCUAGAGAACAUGCUGCUUUGGAACCAAGAUUCCUUGGUGGUUUCGCCAUUAUUACCAAGUCAUUUGCUCGUAUUCACGAAACUAACUUGAAGAAACAAGGUUUGUUGCCAUUGAACUUUACCAAUGUUGCUGAUUACGACAAGAUUAACCCAGAUGACGAAAUUGAUUUACUCGGAUUGACCGAAUUGGCUCCAGGUAAGAAUGUUGUUAUGAGAGUUCAUCCAAAGGAUGGUGAAGCUUGGGAAACCGAAUUGUCACACACCUACAACACAGAACAAAUUGAAUGGUUCAAAUACGGUUCAGCUUUGAACAAGAUGGCUGCCGUUGCUGCUGAAAAAGCUGGUAAGAAAUAA